Molecule: messenger RNA, 663 nt
Organism: Arabis nemorensis
Lineage: Eukaryota; Viridiplantae; Streptophyta; Magnoliopsida; Brassicales; Brassicaceae
Source: the annotation of a GenBank genome assembly
AUGGAAGGUAAAGGUAAGGAGUUAGCGAUUGGACCGUCUUUGAGCAAUGAAUCAAGUGUGGUAGAUAGUCACAGCUAUUACCUAGCUCGUCGAACCACCAUGGAGAUGCUUCGGGACAGAGGAUACGAAGUCUCCGAAGAAGAUAUUAACCUCUCUUUACCAGAAUUCCGAGCGAUCUACGGCGAACGUCUCGACGUAGAUCGACUACGUAUCUCUGCUCAACAUCGCUCUGAUUCUUCGAAAAAGAUUGUGGUUGUGUUUUGUGGAAGUGGUAUGGUUAAAGUCAAUGCGAUGCGCGUUAUUGCAGCGGAUGUACUUAGCCGAGAAAGUAUAACCGGAUUGAUAUUGGUUAUGGAAAGUCAUUUAACAAAUCAAGCUCUAAAAGCCGUUGAACUUUUCUCGUUCAAGGUCGAGUUAUUCCAGAUAACCGAUUUACUGGUUAACAUAACCAAACAUGUCUUGAGGCCAAAACAUCGGGUUUUGAAUGAUAAAGAGAAGAAAUCACUUCUCAAGAAAUUCAGUAUCGAGGAGAAACAACUGCCCCGAUUAUCGAAGAACGACCCGACUGUGCGAUACUACGGAUUAGAGAAAGGACAAGUCGUGAAGGUCACGUACAAGGGCGAGCUCACCGAGUCGCAUGUUACAUACCGAUGCGUUUGCUAA